Messenger RNA from Aureobasidium vineae, 2247 nucleotides. The record is from the annotation of a GenBank genome assembly. NCBI's taxonomy places the organism in Eukaryota, Fungi, Ascomycota, Dothideomycetes, Dothideales, Saccotheciaceae.
AUGGAGAGCGCUGGCAGCUCUCCGGCCUCGUCGAAUGCCCAUGAGGGCAGCAUAAGUCACGACUACGAUAUGGAGUCAGCAAAUGCGACGCCCAACUCGCUCUUCACUGGUACUGCUGAGAGCGACAUGCCACAUGACUCGACUCCUGCAUCCCCAAGGCAUGUCGUAUCGUUGCCUGCUCGCUCGUCUGCACCGCCCACUCAACGUGCUUUGCCCCACCGCGACGUGUCAGAAGAGAACAUAGUCGACGCAUAUGCCGCCUUCAUUCUGUACUGUAAUCCGUAUUUCCCGCUGGACAUCGAUACUUCUGAUUUGAGGCGCAUCUUCCAAACGCCACCUCGUAGCGAUGGCAAAGAUUUCAGUAUAUUCACAUUGUGGGGACUUGUACAAAGAUUUGACAGCAAGGAGAUCAAAACAUGGACGCAACUAGCCCUAGAGCUGGGUGUCGAGCCUCCAUCAGCAGAGAGAGGUGGUAGUGUUCAAAAGGUACAGCAGUACUCUGUCAGGUUGAAGGUCCGUGUUAUAAAUUUCUUAGUGUCCGAGUAUUCCACCCCAACUCACACUCGUUCUAGNCGCUGGAUGCGUGCAAUGCAUGUCGACGCCUUUUUCGAGUAUCUGCUCGGUAAGAAGCAUACUUACUACCUGGACUUGCCUCCACCUCAUGACCCUCACCCGUCUAGAGGUCGAGAUGGCGUGCCAGCUGACGAAGAUCUUGCCAUCAGAGCAUUGGAUCCUUCCUUUCGUCCCAAGAGGGGUCGCAAGAGGAACGAGACGCCUGAGAAAGAUCCGGCUCCUCCAAAGAAGCCGCUACUGACGACAUCUUUCUCUUAUGAAGGCAGAGUACUCUAUGCUCAGCCACAGGCAUCUUAUACCGCAUCUGCUAUCCCAUUGAGCGCCAGACCUGUAGAAAACUUUGCCAACGACCUGUGGACACCUAUGAAUGCGACAUCAAGGCGACCAAUUCCACAUUCUGCGAUAGCUGCCCGACCGCCGCAACAUCUCCAAUGGCAGGUUGGAGGAUCCAAUGACCCGGCUUCAACUCCUCAUCCUAUGUCAGCCCUCGAGCCCAGAGCACCAGGUCUGCCGGCAUACGACGAGCCGAUGUCGGCCAUCACUCCAGGAGCUUCUCGUGGUCGCUCACGUAGGAAGCAUGGUCCUGCAGUGUCCUCUGCUUGGACGAACGCCACCACGACAAACGCCAGAGCUCGAGGCAGGCCUCCAGGUAAUCGAUCAGUUCAAGACGGCCCGUACACCACAUUUCCAGCGGAUCCGAACGCUGAGAGGUCGGCGUCGAGAAGCACUCUAGCUGUAUCCUUGAUGCCUUACGAUACCGAAUCGCAUCUGCUGCGUCCCAAUGCCUACACGAAACCUCUGCACAAACCCGUGUUCAUGAUGUCCAAACCGGUUGACGAUGAUGCCCCGCCACGUCGACUCGAGCGUGGACGUUUAUCUUUGCAAGUGCCCGAGAACACUGGUCGACCAAUCCAACCUGCCACGCCAUCAGUGCUUACGAACGAAGACUUCGAUCAAGCAUCAGAAGAUCUCAUGCCCAUGGACACCGAGCCUGCAGCCUCUGUCUGGCCGGAACCACAAACUCGGCCUGCUUCACAGACACCCGCCACACGCCGGAACCAGAACCCCGAGCCUGAAGUGGGCCUUGCAUACGAGGCUCUCAAGCGAGUCCUCGCUGCCGACCUCCUCCGUGCAGACUUCUCUGGCAGAUCAACCAGAUUGUUGGGGCCAGAAGCAAUGCGCUUGUCCGACGCGAUCCUCCAACGUUUCGGCAUACCAAAGGCAGAUUCUGAUGAUAAGAGAGACGAUGCUCUUCGUAUCGCGGCGACGAGCUGGCUUGGUGUGUCACGACAACUUGGAUUCCAAUCUGCGACUCCAUGCAAAGAGAAGGAAAUCGUGGUGCAGAGAUUCGCAAUACGGGACAACGGCCUUGAAGAACGCAUCGGCCCAGACGAACAUGCAAACAGAGUCAAAGAAAAGUUUGACAUCAGUUGGUCUGCUGGGUUUGGUGGAGUAGGUGGAAAGUUCUGUGCUGUCGGCCUCGAGAUUGAACAGGCAGCGGUGGAUCCGGAUAAUGCAGAAGACCGAGCGCACGAGAUGAUCAAGGAGGUCGCCAACAUGAAGGAGUCUGAGAUUGACUACAAGCAAAAGUACAUGGCGCUGGAUUUCACGGUCAGGCUCAUGAAGGGACAAUUGAACAGAUUGCAAGACAAAGUGCUGGACGCUUUGUUGUGA